AUGAACUAUUCCUAUGAAGAGUCAGAGGCUCUUAACCUGUCGCUCCUCGGGCUCUGGCAGUCUGAGACCUCAGUCGAUGAUGAAAAUGCCAGCAGGGAUCCCGUCUUCGACCCUGAACUGGUCAUUGCCCACUGCUUCAAGCAGUUCAAGCAGGAGGACUUCCACCUGCCUCAAAGCCGCCGGCGGAUCAUCAUCUUGCCUCAAAAGGAAGAUCCAACCCCCACCAAUCCAACACCACAACCUCAGGCUCUCCCACAACUCACCCCCAGCUUCAAAGCCCUGGAAGCAGGGGACAUCCGAGAGCCGCCGGAGGACUUGAGAACCUGGCUGAGCAGGAGGUUGAAGUUUCGGCAGGAACUGGAGUCAUUUGGCAACGUAAACAGGUGGCUGCAGAACAAGUCCAGCCUCACACCUUCAGAGGCCAGGAUAUUACACAUGAUCCACAAGGAGCGUGAGGCCCAGAUGGUGACCCAUCUGACUACUAACGGAGUCACCAAAAAGAAAUGCCUCCAACCUGCCCAAGAACCGGUGCCCCAGCUCCGACUGCCCAAGCCCUCUGCCCUCUUGGCCUUGUACUCUUACCUGCGCAGCCACAGGAUCAAGAUCCAGGAUAUAUUUAACAAGGUAGACCAGAGCAAGAACAAUAGGAUCUCCAGGGAGAAGUUCAUUAUGGCUCUGAAGACAGUUGGUAUCCCUCUGGAAAACCAGGAGGUAGAGGAUAUUGUGAUCUAUCUCAGCUCUCUGGGAAAGCACAACAGCAUCACUAUGGAUAUCCUGGCCAACACCUACAAGCAGUGGUCUUUGACCCAGCAGAGAACCUCCCUGUCAUCUACAAAGGAUUAUUAUAGGUCUGCCAAGCACAGAGUUUCCACACAGCAUCUGUCCAAGAAGCAGGUAAAUUUAGCCCCACAGUCUCCCAAGAUGGACCUGCUGACUGUACCUGUGGUUGACACCCAGAUGGAGGCAAGGCCCUUGACCCUGGAGGAGAUGGAGGACGUUGGAAAGCGGUACCGGGAGAGGAAGCGGCAGAGCAAGCUCACGAUCCCCUCCAUCCAGUACACAGAGCGGUGCCGCCUGGUGCGCAGUGGGAAUAAACAUUUUGACAACCACUGCCUCCCAUCCACCAUCGGUAGGAAGAUGGAUAGACUUAUCAACCUGUUCCGCGGGAACACCUUCCUGGUCUACCUGCAGUGCCAGAAGCUCUGUGAGUACUACAGACUCCCACUGACAGAAGACAUCCUCAUAAAAGCCCUGCUGUAUCCGGGGGACAAGAUCAUUUUCCAGAAGGACCAAGUGCGCCCGAUCCGGCAGCCAGGAGGCUACUACUCGGACUUUAUCUUCGGCCCAACUUCAUCCCAGCUCAGGUCUCUGGGCUUCAAAGAGCCUGUGGCUAAGAAGACCGACAAGAAACCACCAAAGAAAAUGCACUUUAAGGAGUUUGAGGAAUUCACCAGGAAGCUGAAGGUGAAGAGGCCCCGUGGUCCACAGCGAACCCACCCCAAUUUCUUCUGGCCGGGACACCUCCUGGACAAGCUGCAGCUCUACCUGCCUACUGUGACUAUGGACCGGAGUCUGGCACUAUUCAGUUGUGUCCAACAGAAGCCCCAUGCUUACUCAGCCACCUACCACUGCAACCACUGGUAG
Molecule: messenger RNA, 1644 nt
Organism: Miniopterus natalensis
Lineage: Eukaryota; Metazoa; Chordata; Mammalia; Chiroptera; Miniopteridae
Gene: EFCAB12
Product: EF-hand calcium binding domain 12
Molecular function (GO): calcium ion binding
Source: RefSeq, a predicted model, not a curated record